GCAGACGUUGAUAACCAUUGCGGUGAUGGCCGGGGGAGUGCCUGCCGUCAGCUCGCAGGACAUGGAAAGCUCUUUCGGUAACGAAGGCAUGUUGAGGAACGAACAGGACUGCCUAGAUAGUUUCGUCAACUAUACCUUUGUAGACGAUGACCCUCCCUAUCACGGUUUGUACUGCCCAGUCGAACAUGAUCUCAUUCUCUGCUGGCCUCCGACCAAAGCGGGAGAAACAACAUAUCUACCAUGUCCCGAGGAAGCUGACCAAUACCAAACAACAAUGGCGUUUCGUAGCUGUACCUUAAAUGGUACGUGGGAUACUUCUAUUUCACCAGAAGAAAUUUAUUUGAGCGGGAAAAUAUGCAGAUGUCUUCACUGUAGUGUUAUCUUCACCAUCAACUCAUUUGGCUGUGCCCUUUCAGCAUUAGCCUGUAUCGUAGCCUUUCUCAUCUUUUUAUUUAGCAGGCGUCUCUGGUGCAGGAGAAAUCACAUACAUUGGCAUCUCAUCAGCUCAUUCAUCCUCAAUUAUUUCAUCUAUUUCAUCGCACUUGGAAUUCGACAGUCCGCUAAUGCCACAAAAAUCAAGUGGUUGGAAAAUCUUCUGGAUACGCUCUAUUUCUACGCCUUGAUGACUAACUACUUCUGGAUGCUCGUAGAGGGCCUCUAUCUCCACACCCUGGUUGUUUUUGCCAUGAGAAUCGAUGCGAACCGAAUCAGUUUUCUCAUUUAUGUUUUCAUCGGAUGGAUUUUACCGGCGGUUUUCGUGUCGCUCUGGGCAAUCGUUUCAUCUUUAACCAGAGGAGGAUUUGCUAAUCCAUUAUCACAAAAUGGGAGCGUUCAAGAUUACAUCUGCUUUAUAGGGCCUAUCGGAGUUGCAUUAUUUAUGAAUUGUAUUUUCUUGUUCAACAUCAUGCGCUGCUUGUGUAAAAAACUAAGAGAAAACUUGAGAAACGAAGAACAACAAUCGUGGAGGGGCGCCAAGGCCACCAUGGUGCUGGUCGUCCUCCUUGGCGUUCACUACGUCGUCUUCCUCAUCAUCGUCCCCAUCGUCGAGUCGCAGCUCGAGAUCACGGUCACGCUCGUACUCCAGUACAUCAACACCUUCCUGACCAGCACCCAGGGCAUCCAGGUCUCCGUCAUCUACGUGUUCCUCAACAGCGAGGUCAAAGGCUCUAUCAGACGCACAACGGUAAAAAUAAUGAGAAAACAGGACUGCCCAUGCAUGAGAAGGAGACUAGCAGCUAAUCGCCAGAGAAACUCAUCCUACUCCAGGUGGUUUACGGACGAGAACACGUGCUUGAGUUCGUUGCGUUCAAGUCCCUCGCGGGUUCCGAACAACGGGCGGAUCAACUCCGACUUGUCUGCGACGAUGAACGGCGGCAUCGGAACGAGCGAGCAACCGGCGACGCAGACGGUUUCGUCGGUACCGCAGCACUCACCCAUCCAAGAAAAGUCAGACGAGUUCGAGAAUUACGAACUCGGCGCCUUGCCGGAGAAAGUAGAAAUGGAUAAAGAUGGGGACGUCGUGAGCGCUAAGCACAUCUUACCUCCGCAGGAAGGAAUGCCUCUGUUGAAAGACAAGAACGUAGAGGGCGCGAGACAAGCUGCAAAGACGACUAGCAACGGGAGUCCUCAGAUUGGAGUUAGGGAUACGAACGUGGAGAGAUGUGUCGAUGACGACAACAAUCAGUUGAAAUCAAAUGAAACGCAGCACCUGACCACACAACAUGUCGCAUGCUAGCUGAUAGAGAGAGAUACAUAGAUAUUCUUGUACACAAAUUGAACCCUUGAACAACUCUUACACUGGAUGUGAGAAAGAACAAUCUAAUUAAGACACCAAAAUGUGAGAAAUGUAGACGUUUGGGUGUAUGCAUGCACCCGUCAGUAUGGUCAGUCAAUUAUUGCACGCUUUCAUCUUUAUUGACCUUGGCUGAAAAGAAGGAAAAACGUAAGCAGAUGUUGUAUGUUGAAACAACUUGCCGUCAUCGUCAGGAUUUCAUUUUUAUUGUCGUUGACGUGUAUCAAAGUUCCUGUUCGAGAGACACAGUAUGCUAGAUUUUGGACCAGAGUGAAAGUAGUCCAGACUCUGGCCGGUUCUUCAUAGUAUAUUCCCUACAAUUGAUUCAAGCCGCCGAAGAUGGCGUUAUCAACAAACUCAUUAUCCGCUCACCAGCCCAGCCUAACUCGUCGGGCGUCUUACAAUUUGAUGAUCACGCCAUCUUCGGCUGGUAGCAAGUAAUGUAAGUCGGUGGAGGUAGCGUUGGUGUGGUGGAGAUCAAAAUUAAAUAGGCCAGAUUCUGGACUAGAGUGAUAGUGGCCCUGACUGUUAAACAUCCUCCUUGUCAAUCAAUCACGUGGUUAGAUUGUUUGAAAGUAAACUUGUUGUUUUAGAGCUGCCUGUAAGCCACACCUCAAGUUUAAAGUGAAGUAGAAAGGUUCAAAGGUUACCUGACAUCGAAAGAGUACAUUUUCAUAAUAUGAUGAUUGUGGAAGACUCGAAAGUCCGAAAUGAACAGACUCGUGCAUGUGUAUUAGGAAGUAAGUGGUUUAAAAUGACUAAGUUUUAUAUUCAGCGAUUGUAAAUUUAGAUUGAAUACUGUGUUUUGACGCAGAAACAAUUAUCAUUACACAUCCGACUAUAGUUGUUUGACGUUCAUGGUUGUCAUAAAUUGACAAAUAGUGUGGCCCUCGUGGCACUUUCAGUUUAAAAAGUAUUUUAGAUAUUCAGAUUUUUAGAUAUUUAGAUAUUUAGAUAUUUAGAUAUUCACUCAAAACUAUUCCCACGGACGCAAUUUUGACUCAUGCCGGCGUUUGAUUAUCGUGUCCAAUAAUUGUGAUAGAUUGAAUGAAAGCCCACGUAUUUCACAUGCUGCAUCUAUUUCGAUUCAUAAAAUGUGCUUGCGACUUGGUUUUUGAAAAGCUUUCGUUAAGGAAAAAGUGCUUGCUGAAAUCUCACUGAAUUAUUCUUUGUGUUUGAGUUUUGUAGUACGCCACGAAACGUAGUUUUCCUAGACUUUUAGGUAUUCAAAUUGAUGAGAAUCGAUUAUUAUGGGAUGGUGAGUGAUUUAUUUCGCUAGAUGGGAGUAUUUACACCUUAUAGGAAUUCAAUUCCCAUGUUUCCUUUUUGAUCACAAGUAUGGACUGUUUUCUCUAUUUGUCUCCUUCUAUUCCUCCUUCUUCUUCUUCUCCUUCUUCUUCCUCUCCAAACAAUCGCUAUG
Molecule: messenger RNA, 3212 nt
Organism: Strongylocentrotus purpuratus (purple sea urchin)
Lineage: Eukaryota; Metazoa; Echinodermata; Echinoidea; Camarodonta; Strongylocentrotidae
Product: corticotropin-releasing factor receptor 2
Exons: 11
Coding region: 26-1735 (569 amino acids)
Biological process (GO): adenylate cyclase-modulating G protein-coupled receptor signaling pathway; cell surface receptor signaling pathway
Cellular component (GO): plasma membrane
Molecular function (GO): peptide hormone binding; G protein-coupled peptide receptor activity
Source: RefSeq, a predicted model, not a curated record